AUGACGAUCGGAGAGUUUCCAUCGGAAUCACUUGGUACGUCUUUGCUUCCCUCGCUUCCAGAAGAUAUAUUUGCUGUUAUCUCUCGUUCUCUUUCUCCAAGCGACAUUUGCAACUUAAGCUUUUGCAGCAAAAGCCUAUGCGCCCUUGUGGGUUCCGAGGAGAUCUGGCUUGCACAAUGUGAGCUUGUAAAGGCUCUUCCUUUAUCUGAAAUCCUACAGUGGCGAAUAGGGAUUCGUUCUUACAAGGUGCUUUGUCGGUUUCUUGUUGAGGUAAUGAAGCCUCUUGCUGGGAUUUGGGUUCAACGAAACCCUGAACUUGGGAAUGUUGUUUAUGUCAUGCCUGGUUUCUUGUCUCUUGUUGGUUGCCGGAUGAUUCCACAAAGGGUUGGUCCUUUGGGGAUUCAAGAAGGUCGGGUGGUGUGGUCGCCGGUGUUUGAGAUAAUCUGCGGUUUUGAUGGCUCCAACAAGUUUUUCCUCCACGGAAGAGACGGGAAAGACAGUUGCUUGUACCCUGGAUUUGUUACUGGUAUCGAGAAGACUUGCAAUGUGCUUCAUCUCGAGGUUGAGCCAAGGCGGGAGAAGAAGUUGUUGUGCAGUGAGAUUGAUAGAGAAGAAGCUUCAAGAAAGGUAUCAUUCUCGGAGCUCACUUUAAAAGAUAAAACGGACUUACUGGAGCUAGUGACAAGCCAUGUAGGUCUGCAUGAUGGUUCUGAACCAUUAGCAGGAAGGUUGUUUCCGACGUCGAAAGAUGAUGAGAGUAUGUCGUUGGAACGAAGAACCAUGCUCCUUAAAAUGCACAAGUUUGGUGGCAAUUGGAAGCACAAGAACCUGGAGGAGGAGAAAGAGUUGUGUUACAAUCCUAUGCACGUAGACAUAGAAAGGAUUUGGAAGAAUCUUGCUCAUGACAAUAAGGAUAUAGAUAGUGAUGAUGAUGAUAAUGAUUUCGGUGAUUACCAUGACUUCAUGGACUAUAAAGAGAGUAAGAAAGAGCAUCGCCAAAGCUUUCUUAGCGCUGGUGAUACAUUUGGUCUUAGUCUCAGAGCUUCCUACGAUGAGGUCUCUUCUUACUUAGGCUGGCCAGACAUGAGUUAUAACCACUUUUCCCUCUAUAAAAUACCGGUUAAGAGUCCCAUGAAGGACCAAGUGUAUGCCGGUUUAUGGGGAGGAACUUUUGGAUGGCCGCCUGGGACAUUUGUUGAAGAUUAUGAAGGUAAAACGGGCAAUGCAUUUUACUUACUGAUGCUCACUUAUGAGCAAUCUCAAGAGGAUAGAGGUAAGAUACUCCUUGUCGGGCAGAAAAUACUCGAAGGCACUGAGGAGGUGAAGCGUCCUACUGGAUCCAAUAUGUUUGUUGUGGAUGUCGAUGCACCUUCCCUUGAGCCCUUUCCGUUUGAUGCAGAUGGAAGAGAGUUUGAGCAUUCUUUCCAGGGAGAUGGUAUCGCAGAUGGUUAUGGAUUCCGGAAUACGAGUUCAGUACCGGGUUCUCUGUACGUGAUCUCUAAUGAUCAUCUCGCAUUUGUUUGGAGAGAAACUAGAGAUGUGUUUACAUUGCAAAGACUAAACCUUGAAGAGAUCUUGAAGAGAGGUUUAGGUGUGUGCGUCCCUCCUCUGCGUCCAACUAUGAAUUUUACUUACAUGGAAAGAUUAUUCCACAACGUGUUUCUCUAG
Messenger RNA from Microthlaspi erraticum, 1668 nucleotides. Lineage: Eukaryota; Viridiplantae; Streptophyta; Magnoliopsida; Brassicales; Brassicaceae. The record is from the annotation of a GenBank genome assembly.